UUUUGAUCUAUUCAACCCAAUUCUUAUUUGAACUCUCGUUGAGCGAGUGUAAACGUCUAUCUUUUUCUUCUCCCCGCCGUUCCUCGCAUCUCUUCUUUUUUUCCCGACACCCUAUAUACUUCGCUCAUCCACGAUGCUUCGAAAACUUGCCCAACUCCUCCCUGCCCUCGCUAUCUCCACUCUCGUCUCAGCUCAUGGUUAUGUACAGCAGGUGACGAUCGACGGCACCGUCUACAUGGGCAAUAACUUGAAUGUGGAAACCCCUGCACCUUCUAUCAUCCGUCUUGUGAAUACGAACAGUCCCGUUAAGGGUGCUGAAAACCCGUACAUCAACUGCGGGCAAGACGCUCAGUUCGCUUCCCUGGCAGGAAAUGCGAACCCUGGCUCCCAGCUUGAGAUUCUAUGGGUCGGCGGAACAGAUGGCUCAUCCAACUGGCCGCAUAACACAGGUCCGCUGAUGCACUACAUGACCAAGUGCGACGGCUCUUGCUCCACGUACAACUCGACGAACUCCGAGUGGUUCAAGAUCUCUGAACUUGGUCUCGAGGCGGACGGCAAUACCUGGUAUCAGGCAAACUUGAAUUCUCGAGCUCCUGCGAACGUGACGAUCCCGAGCACUCUCGCACCCGGAAAUUAUUUGCUUCGCUCGGAGAUUAUCUCCCUCCAACUUGCAAUGUCUCCAGGAGGCGCUGAGUUUUACCCUGCGUGCAUUCAACUUCAAGUCGGUGGUUCUCAAACUCAGGGCCCGACGUCGAGCGAGGAGUGCUUGUUCCCUGGUUGUUACAGUGAUGACGGUCCCGGUAUCCUAACACCAGACAUCUACAACCCUCCCAUUCAGUACACGUUCCCCGGCCCUCCUGUCGCAAGCUUCGUGGACGCCGGCUCAAGUUCUGCUGCGCCUUCUUCCACCGGCUCUGUAUCGGGUUCCUCAGCAGGGACUACAUCAACCUUCGCCAACGGCCCUUCCUCCACCAUUAUCGCGUCAUCCACCCCAAGUCCAACGGUGACAGGGCAGUGCAUGCUUAGUGGCCGUUCCGUCAAUGAGGGUGUUGUCAAGCGAGACAGCAGGAACAAGCGGACGCACAAAUGGAGACUUGUCCGUUCGCACUAAAUGCGAAUAUGAACCGGCGAGGGUGGGCUUGACGUCCCCCUCCCUCAUGGUUAUCAUAUAACAAGGUUUGACACCUCGUGGCACUGCGUGCUGCAUCACGAUAUCAUUGAUUCGGUUAUCCACAUACACAAUCAUUUUUAACUCACUCACUCACGUUCACUCUCCCUUCGGCUCCUUUGGAGCGAGCCACUCUCUG
Molecule: messenger RNA, 1307 nt
Organism: Suillus discolor
Lineage: Eukaryota; Fungi; Basidiomycota; Agaricomycetes; Boletales; Suillaceae
Product: glycoside hydrolase family 61 protein J
Exons: 4
Coding region: 134-1111 (325 amino acids)
Source: RefSeq, a predicted model, not a curated record